UAUUUGAUUUGGCCUAAAUGACGUGAAGGCUGUCAAAACCUGGUCGAUUAGGUUACAUUUUUGACCGGAAAAUAUUUAAAAAAAUAAAAAACCGAAAGAGUUUUUGGGGGAAAUUUUCAAGUGACGCGGACAAAUUGCCGAAACAGUUUUUUUUUCUUUUUUAAUAAAUAUUUAAAAAAAAAAACACCAAUAUGGGAGUUACUCGGAUAGAUUGAUGCAGAGAAAACAGAGGAGUAAAUUUACGUUGGCAGAGGGGAUUUUAGCCGGGGCUAAGACGAAAAUCUUUCGGAGUACAAUGGAGGUGGGGGUGGUAAAAAUCGCGGAGGACAGCGAUUUUUGCACGUUAAAGUAUUUGGUCGAUUGCCACGAGGGUUGGAAACUGGACUACGAUAGUAAAUCAGAUAAUACCAGAGUAUGGACCAAAUCCACUCAGGCAACAAACUUUAAAAUGGUCAAAGUCCACACGGUCUUCCAGAACAUUAGUGCGAGCACGAUGUUCGACGUACUACACGACCCCGAUUACAGGAAAGAGUGGGACGAACACAUGUUGAUCUCCACCGAGAUCGGUUAUUUAAAUCCCAAUAAUGACGUCGGUUAUUAUGCGUUGUCCUGCCCGGCCCCCUUAAAAAACCGAGACUUCGUCCUCCAAAGGUCGUGGCUCGACAUGGGCGAGGAGAAACUCAUAAUAAACCACUCGGUGCACCACAAGAACUACGCACCUAGAAAAGGCUUUAUAAGGGCAAUAUCCUUUAUGACGGGUUUCGUGAUACGGGGCAGAAAAGAAGGCUGUUUUCUCGGCUACAUAUCGCAAACCGACCCCAAGGGGCGACUCCCUUCGUGGAUAGUGAAUAAGGUGACACAAAAGUUGGCCCCCAAGGUGGUGAAGACCCUGAAGAAGGCGGUGGAAGGGUACGAAACGUGGAAGUCUCGACAGCCGAAUCCUUUGAAUAAACCUUGGAUUUAUCCGGAGUUGACCCUAAUGAGUCCCAGGAUCAGUAUUAGCGAUUGUAUUAAUGUGGAACACCCUGGGCAGGACUUCGAAACAGACGACGAGAACCAAUAAGUAGAUGGUAUUUUUAACUAACUUAUUGCUGCAAGAGUUUUAUAUUUUAUUUUUUUUUUAAGUUGCCUUUUUUAUAGUUUUGAAAUAAAAAUGAUUUAACCUUCUUUUUAUAUGGUUACUUUUCUUUGGCUUAUAAAAGAACUUAAAAAUGUGAUAUUCAAAAGCAAUAGCACAAACAAAAAGAUUUCUUCCUUAAUUCAUACGCCUACAAACAAACAAACAACAUUACUGUGAUUUCCAUUUAAAUUAUUAUACCAUUGUUAAAGAGAUUAGCCUCUAUAUUGUUCAUACAUAUAAUACAAAGUUAAACAGC
Anthonomus grandis grandis is the source of this 1376-nucleotide messenger RNA. RefSeq names its product START domain-containing protein 10-like. Lineage: Eukaryota; Metazoa; Arthropoda; Insecta; Coleoptera; Curculionidae. The transcript has 6 exons. The coding region runs from base 215 to 1063 and encodes 282 amino acids. The record is from RefSeq and is a predicted model, not a curated record. Gene Ontology annotation, molecular function: lipid binding.